CACAAAAAAUGAUGACGUAUUUGUCCUUUUCACGGCGGCCAUCGAAUACCUCGUGGGUUAAACGAGCAUGAUAAUGAAUCCAGAGAAACUUAAACAGCUCCAAGAGCAAGUUCGCAUUGGAGGAAAGGGCACAGCUCGCAGGAAGAAGAAGGUUGUGCACCGAACCGCCACCACAGAUGACAAGAAACUCCAGAGCUCCUUGAAAAAACUUUCCGUCAAUAAUAUUCCUGGGAUUGAGGAAGUAAAUAUGAUAAAAGAUGACGGACAGGUAAUACACUUCAACAACCCUAAGGUUCAAGCAUCACUCGCGGCCAACACUUUUGCUGUCAGUGGACAUGCAGAAAAUAAACAGAUUUCCGAGAUGUUACCUGGUAUUUUGAACCAGCUUGGAUCAGAGAGUUUAAGUAGUCUUAAGAAACUGGCAUCAACAGUUGCUGGGGGAAGUGGAGACAAUACCAAGCCAAACACAGAAGAGGUAGAUGAUGACGAUGUUCCUGAUCUGGUUGAAAACUUUGACGAAGCUUCAAAAGGGGAAGGAGACUAGACUAACAGCAAUUUGAACGUUCUUCGUUUCAUUUUCACAUUUAUAUGUUCUCUAUGUGUUUGCUACAACAGAUUGUGUGUAUUUGAAUGACCCCCAAAUAAUGUACAAAAACGUUUCCCCCCAAAAUACAGCUUGAUACGACGCCAAGCAAGUAGGUCCAAUGUUGACCAAUGCAAAAUUAAUGGUUUUCUGAUGUUCCAGAUAGCAUUUGAUUUCAUCGGUUUAUAUUGGAUCUAACUGAUAGGCACUUAUAUAUUUAUUAAUUAUGUGCGAACAAAACUUACAAGGAAUAUAUGUAAUAUGUGUUUUUAAAUCAUGUAGUACUUUGAAAAAAUACCAUACCGUUGCAAACAUGAUGUAAAGAUGCGUUUCUUAAAGCUAUCAUCUCAGUUAGCAUUAGUGCUUCAACAUCAUAAUGUAAUAUUUACUUUCUCAGAUAUUUGAUUGUAGGCGACAUUUUUACUUUUAUUUCCUUGCCUAUGUUCAUUUAUCUAAAAAAAUAAAAAAAGCUUUUUUGGUA
Messenger RNA from Mya arenaria, 1064 nucleotides. Its product is annotated as transcription factor BTF3 homolog 4-like. The coding region runs from base 68 to 544 and encodes 158 amino acids. Gene Ontology annotation, cellular component: nascent polypeptide-associated complex; cytosol. The record is from RefSeq and is a predicted model, not a curated record. The transcript is spliced from 7 exons. Lineage: Eukaryota; Metazoa; Mollusca; Bivalvia; Myida; Myidae.